This is a messenger RNA of Cutaneotrichosporon oleaginosum, 896 nucleotides long. RefSeq lists its product as uncharacterized. The record is from RefSeq and is a predicted model, not a curated record. NCBI's taxonomy places the organism in Eukaryota, Fungi, Basidiomycota, Tremellomycetes, Trichosporonales, Trichosporonaceae.
AUACCCAGGGCCCAGGGCGCAAGGCAUGCGAAGGUGCUCCGAGCACAAGCAUGACCGACUGAUUGACGUCAAGCUUCUGCGGGAUAGGGAAUUACUCAACGGUCCAGUAAGUUGCUGGCGGCCGCUCCACCUAGCCCGUCGGCCAGCCUGUGCGCCCAGAUCCGACGCUCUCAUAUGCACCGCGCAGGCUUCUCAUGCUUUCAGCGCCCUUGGAAAUUCUGCAAGGAGCGACGAAGUAGCUGCUGUACAUGGAAGCCAAUCUCGCUGACGCUGAUGGUGGAAUCAGGCCCCUCCGCGAGCCAAGGAGUCCCGUUCCGGCCGAGUAACAGGCUCUGUCGAUCUCUCUCAUUGAUCGAAAACUCAAGCUUCUCAACUGUGGCGAGCUGGAGCAGCCGUUAUGAGGCCCGCAUAAUGUCGGUCUUCCCAGAAACGGCGUUGGUCGGAUGGGGCAAAUGCAACACCGUUGCAGGUGGGCAUCUUCACCGGACAUACCCCGAAGCCUCGCGAGAUCAGGUGGCUUUUAAAGUUCCAAAUCCGGCGCCCACAUGCGCGGCACAUAGAUCAAGAGUACGACUCCCAUUAGCAUCUCGGCAUCUUCGUAUAUUCUCUACUCAUCUUUAUACUCUGAUCUGACCUCUCACUAUACAGUCUGAUCACACCUCGCUCGCCCGUUCGACAUGGUUGAGACAUCGGUACCCACAACUGCCGUUCUUCGGCCUCCUCCGUGGAAGACAGUUUGAGGAUAAUUGAAAGCUCGGUACAAUGCCACACCGAGUCCCAGUGCCGCGGGUUACCGCCACGGGCCGGCGAUAGCGCCGAACGACGGUCAGCUGUCCAUCGCGUCCCUCCUCUUCCAUACUGUCCGGGACGAUCGUUGCGACUGAAGCGGAGACUUG